AUCCUGCCGGCUUGCACGGAACCAUCUGAACUCGGAUGAAGAGACACACAAUCAUGCUGUAAUAAAAAUCAAGGUAAGCAUUAGAAGUAAGGCUUGUUGUAUAAACUUCUCGGGUGUUGUUUAAGGCAUUCAUUUGUGAAAUAAUCGACGUUACCUUGGAAAAACUCGACCAGCUUUGCUUAUUCUAUAAUCGUCAGACGUUCAAGUUUGGAAAUGGCAAGUAGAACCACAUGGUAGAUAAUCCACUGUCUUCGCCACCAUUGCCGCCACUUCAUUUAAAGUCCGGGCACUUUUAUUAAUAUUCCUUAUGGGAAAAAAAAAUCAAAAUAAAUGUUUCCUCACCUAGAGGUUAAUGUAGGGAACAAAAUAUAGUUAGAAAAUUAAACUGAGGCACCGUGAUGAUUUUAUAGAUCUAUUUUAUUUUCUAAUAAAACGAAGAAACGUAUUGUCAAUAAACAGGCCAAUCAGCAGCGGAGGACAUACCGUACCAAUCCUAUUUUUUGUAUUAUGCUAGGAGUUUUUAAACGUUAAGGUGACUCAGAUAAAAGGACCCGCCUGAACUUUUAUUGAUACUAGUCAAGCAGACCUGUUUACCCCCCGGGUUAGUGUCAGAGUAGUUUUCAGGCCUGUUUACCCCCGGGUUAGUGUCAGAGUAGUUUUCAGACCUGUUUACCACAGGGUUAGUGUCAGAGUAGUUUUCAGACCUGCUUACCCACGGGUUAGUGUCAGAGUAGUUUUCAGACCUGUUUACCCUCGGGUUAGUGUCAGAGUAGUUUUCAGACCUGUUUACCCGCGGGUUAGUGCCGUAGUCUUAGGCUCGUCGUAGUGCCGUAGUCUUAGGCUCGUCGUAGUGCCGUAGUCUUAGGCUCUCCUUAGUGCCGUAGUCUUAGGCUCGUCGUAGUGCCGUAGUUUUAGAAAAAAAUCCUGGAUCAUGGAGGUAAUCCAAUCACGCUUGCUGUUGUAAUGUCGGGGAUUGUUACAAGUUUUUAAUUUUUUUCCCCACAGUUUGAUGGUCAAGGAAAAAGAGUGUUCCUGUGCGGAAUUAACACGUGCUAAAAAAAGUGAUCAUCACCAAGACCCCCGAAAAUGACCCCCCUCUGUAUCGUCCUGGUCAUGAUCCUGUUGGCGACAACAAAGUGCGACAAGUGCGAUCCCGACAUUCCAUCACGGAGUCUAAGUAAGAGCAUAUUGCAUGACGUGGCUUUAGGAAGAGUAUCAUCAAGUCCACCAGGGAGGUGUGGGCCAGGCCACUAUCAGGAUGAACACAGCAAUGAGUGCAAGCCAUGUGCAGACGGGACGUUCGUCACAAGGCAGAUGAGUGAAGAAAACGUACUUUUCAGCUGUAAAUUGUGUCUUAUACCAGGACAGGUAAAGUCUAAUCAAGUUAUCUCAAACUCAGUUUAACGGAACGGUCAUAUGAUAUGUAGAAAUAAAAAUGCCGCUUAAGGAUAGUAAGACCACAUGCCCGACUAACGAAAGAAUGAUGAUAUGUUGUUUUUUUUUAAACCUUAAAUAUCCGCGCCCUCUGAGGGUGCAAGAUGCAGUGCCGGAGGAGGGGGACGUAAGGACCCAAAAUAUUGAAGAGCACAAAAACACAACCCCCCCCCCCCAAAAAAAAACAAAAAAACCAAAAAAAAACAAAACAAAAAAAACAGCAACUGUUCGUGGAUGCUGGCACAAGGCUUGUCCUCCACAGUCGUAUCGGGGGAUUUUCUUCACUCUUUCCCGUACUGGAAGACUGGAUUUGGAGGCAAAAAAAUUUAAAAGCUAGGAUGCGUUAUGGAACUUAAUAUCUAUCAAUCUUAAAUUAUUUGGAAAUAUGACCAAAAAUUGAUGCCAAUGGAAAAGUAUGUGUUUAUUUAUCUUAUUUCGCUUAUACAAAUCCUUUAAUGUUUGGGAUAAAUAAAUAGUAAAGUUGUUUAUAUUUUUAAAAAAACAACAAUUUUUUUGGUUGAAAUAAUUUAUUAUUAAUAAUUUUUUUCACCAUAAAAGUUCUAAUGACUUCAUCAAAAGACAAGAAUCGUUGAGAUGCUACACCAUUAUGGCUACUUCGCCAGUUUCCGUCAACUUGUUCAGUUUAAGAACGCUCAUUUUUGUUUAUCCCCAUUUUUAUCUAAACUUAUUCUCAGAACAGAAAAAAGGGGAUUUGAAAAAUUUAACCAAUAUGUUUUUUAUUAUACCGAUCUCAAAUAGUCAUAGAUUAUCGUUCAUGAAAAAAAUACAUUUAUAUGUUGGGUCUUUUAUCCAUUAGUUUCAUCUAUUCUUUUUUUUUUUCGACUGAAAAUAUUACCAUUGUAUACAUAAAAGAAAGAUUCAUCCCGAUGAACUGACCAAUCCCUCCAUCCUAAGCUAGUCUAAAUAAUUGAAAAUAGAUAUAAUAUAGAUAUAUAUAUAUAACCAUAUGACAAGCAACCGUUUAGAUACCUAACGGUCCCUAAUGUGUCCCAAACGUCGCUGAACUCAACCCAGUGUGUAAGAUGGUCAGACACUCGAAGCGAGUAUCUAUUUUCACACGCCAAUACUCAACCAAAUUUAAAUUUAGAAAAAUAAUAAAUCUUAUUUUGUUGAUAAAAUAAAAUUUUAAAAAUAAAGAUUGAUUUAAUUUGUUAUUUUUAGACGCAAUAUUACACAAUUGUUUACCGUUGCUUAAAACUAAUAUUUUGUUUCUGAAUCGAUAUCUCGAAUCCUGAUUAAAGUUUAACAUCCUCACAGUGGUGUAGAUGGGGGGGGGGUGGGGGUGGGGGUGCGAGGGUUAUCGGACCGCACCUGAUGACAACAACCCUAGCUACGUCACUUCAUGCUCACUUCUUGCUAACGUCACUCAUUCAUGUUCAUCCUGAUUAAAGUUUAACAUCCUCACAGUGGUGUAGAUGGGGGGGGGGGGUGGGGAUGGGGGUGCGAGGGUUAUCGGACCGCACCUGAUGACAACAACCCUAGCUACGUCACUUCAUGCUCACUUAUUGCUAACGUCACUCAUUCAUGUUCAAUGUCCCCAGAACGAGGUCACAGCCAUACCCUGCAACACUACACGAGACACGACCAUCCUAUGCCAGCCUAAUUACUACAGAGCCGAAGUAAACCGGAGUAGAUGUGAGUGGACCUGCAGCUUGUGCGGUGUAUGCGGAGUAGGGACCAACACCCAUCUCAGUGACGUGGCUCAGCCGUGCGGCAACUACAGCAAUACCAUUUGCUGCAAAUAUGAAGACAUGAAAACGGUCAACGGCACAUGCGUGGUGAAGCCUACGUCCACAAAAGUAUUGACGCCUGCAACAGAGAUGACCACACCGCCCACCCCGGAGCAGACGAAAUCCAGCUGGAUUGAGGGACAUGGCCGAGACUGGAGCAGCUCCAGCACCGCGAGGAACGCUGCGCCGCGGGCAGUUACACGAACAGACAGAUACACGACCUGCGUCAUAUCACUGGUGUAUUUGAGCAGUGUUUACAUACGUGGAUUACUCUCGUAGUCUCAUUGACUCUAUGACGCUAACAACUUGGUGCUCGUGUACUCACUCAUAUGUGCUAUUUAUAUACAUCCGACCUUAUGGGCAUGAGCCAAACAUUCAUCAGAUGAUGCAAAGCCGGGCAGUGCUCAUGGACACAGUUUAAAUCUUCAACAAAGUACUCAGCUAGAAUGGUCUUUAAAUAUAUAGUCUCAUAAAAACAUUUUGUCAAAGUACCCCUUCUAAUAAUGCAAUGUCAACAUGCGUAUUUCAUAAACUCACUGCCCCCCACUACUCGCACUGCCCCCCACUACUCGCACUGCCCCCCACUACUCGCACUGCCCACCCACAGCCCCCCCUCUCCGACACCCCCGGCCGGUUCGAUCUUCACGUCCCUGUUAAUUAAACACCCCCC
Messenger RNA from Lymnaea stagnalis (great pond snail), 3855 nucleotides. The record is from the annotation of a GenBank genome assembly. Lineage: Eukaryota; Metazoa; Mollusca; Gastropoda; Lymnaeidae.